Neofelis nebulosa (Clouded leopard) is the source of this 2025-nucleotide messenger RNA. RefSeq names its product WW domain binding protein 2 (gene WBP2). NCBI's taxonomy places the organism in Eukaryota, Metazoa, Chordata, Mammalia, Carnivora, Felidae. Bases 161 to 880 code for a protein of 239 amino acids. Gene Ontology annotation, molecular function: transcription coactivator activity; chromatin DNA binding. The transcript is spliced from 8 exons. Gene Ontology annotation, biological process: positive regulation of DNA-templated transcription. Gene Ontology annotation, cellular component: nucleus. The record is from RefSeq and is a predicted model, not a curated record.
AGUCAGGGUCCCGGGGUCGUUCUUGAGCCCCCUUCCCAGAGUCGAUGACUUCAAGAGAUGGGAACAGCCUUAGACAAAAAUAAUUGCCGUUUACUGGGCGUUUACUACAUUACUACGUGUCAGGCCCUGCUUCUCUCCUAUCUUAUUUAAUAUCAUCCUGAUGUCUUAUGACCAUGUGGAACUUACAUUCAAUGAUAUGAAGAACGUGCCCGAGGCCUUCAAAGGGACCAAGAAAGGCACCGUCUACCUUACCCCUUACCGGGUUGUCUUUCUGUCCAAAGGAAGGGAUGCCAUGCAGUCCUUCAUGAUGCCCUUUUAUCUGAUGAAGGACUGUGAGAUCAAGCAACCUGUGUUUGGUGCGAACUACAUCAAGGGAACAGUGAAGGCUGAAGCAGGAGGUGGCUGGGAAGGCUCUGCGCCAUACAAGUUGACCUUCACGGCAGGGGGAGCCAUCGAGUUUGGACAACGGAUGCUACAGGUGGCAUCUCAAGCCUCCCGAGGUGAAGCCCCCAAUGGAGCCUAUGGGUAUUCUUACAUGCCCAGCGGGGCCUAUGUCUUUCCCCCGCCAGUCGCCAAUGGAAUGUACCCCUGCCCUCCUGGCUACCCCUAUCCACCGCCCCCACCUGAGUUCUAUCCAGGACCCCCCAUGAUGGACGGGGCCAUGGGAUAUGUGCAGCCCCCACCACCGCCCUAUCCUGGGCCCAUGGAACCUCCGGUCAGCGGCCCUGAUGUCCCCUCUACCCCUGCAGCUGAAGCCAAGGCGGCAGAGGCGGCUGCCAGCGCCUAUUACAACCCGGGCAACCCACACAACGUCUACAUGCCCACGACCCAGCCUCCGCCACCUCCCUACUACCCCCCGGAAGAUAAGAAGACCCAGUAGACCCCUCCCACCCCUGCUUCCCACCCCUCGUCACUCUUCCCUUCCCUUCCUCUUGGGGCUGAGACUGGGGUUCGGGGGGUGAUGGAAGGGCCUUGUUCUUCCUCCAGGUGUGAUUAUAAAACACUUCCCAAGGACUGGUGUUGAGGGAAGGGGGGGCCCCCCUGACUCGGGAGCCGUGCCUCCCAGCUUCUCAAGCUAUAGCUCAGAGCCCGCUCAGUCGGCGCCGCUCAGUCGUGCUUCCCUCUCGCCACGCCUGGGGCUCUGUUCAGGAGCGUGAACGUCCACCUCGUUCCCGUCUUGCUCUAGUAGUUUCUUCCCACGGAGACUCUCUGGCCACCUCCUGUACCGCAGUCCAGCUCCCUCGUUUUGGAAUCCACUUUAUACCCGGCCUCGUGAACUCCCUCAGACCAGCCUCGCGUCUUCCUGAGGGCCCCUGCCAGGCCCCCCUCACAUUCCCUCCACUCUGGUCUGUGCCUAACCAUGGAAACCGGACUGUCAGCCCACAUUCCAAUCCCAGCCAGCCUCCAGCCCCGGUCACGCUCUUCUUCCCCUCCCUGUCCUGUCCUCGGUCGUCUGUCGCCACCGCUUUGUGACUUUUUGGAGCUUUAAUGUAAGCUUCCAGGGGGUGGGCCGCCUCAGGACCAGGCCGCCGCGAUGGGGAGGGAGCCCACUGCGUCCCUCCGAGUGUUUCUGGCAUUUGUUUCCCUUUGCCUUCUCUUUUCUCUCUAGAAGGGGCUUCUCAGACUGGAUGCAUGUUCAUCCAUCCCAUCAUGCCAUUUGGGGGCUGCUGGGUGGGCUGGAACAAAGGCCCUGACCCCUGGGGCCUGGCCUGAACCUGUGUGCUGACCGUGACCUCUCACCAGCCCCUCACCCUGCCCUCUUCCCUUUAAGCUUCAUGCCUAAUUGGUGAUAUGCCCCCUGGAUGCACUAAAAUUUGCUCUCAUUUGCUUCUGGACUGGCCGUGAAGUGAGGAGAUGGUUAUUUAAAGAGAAUUCCCUAUUUAUUUGACAAAAAAAAAAAAAAAAAGAAAGAAAGAAAGGAAAGAGAAAGACAACAACCAGUUAAUAUAUUAACGUGAAAUAAACCCUGUUUGCACCUUGAUUUGUUUGCUGAAAAUGUGAAGUAGUAAAAAUGAAGUGACUGGA